CCUCGGCUCCUGGUUGACUCCGAGCUGCUCUGCGCUCUCCCUUGCCUGCGCUACAGACUCCCCCAGAGUGCUCACAGGUGUUCCGGGCCUGGCCGGGUCCCCGUGCGCAGAGCCACCUGCCGACGUGCAAGCCCUUAUCCACUCCGGGAGCUGCUGUAGGAUUCAAAAGGUUACCAGGUGACGGGGGUGUUUAUGAAGAACUGGGACUCGCUGGAUGAGCAUGGCGUCUGCACGGCCGACAGAGACUGCGAGGAUGCCUACCGGGUCUGCCAGAUCCUCGACAUCCCUUUCCACCAAGUGUCCUACGUGAAGGAGUACUGGAAUGAGGUGUUCAGUGACUUUCUGAAUGAGUAUGAAAAAGGAAGAACACCCAACCCCGACAUAAUGUGCAACAAGCACAUCAAGUUCCGCUGCUUCUACCAUUACGCCAUGGAUAAUCUCGGAGCAGAUGCCGUUGCCACCGGUCACUAUGCCAGGACUUCACUGGAAGAUGAAGAAGUCUUUGAGCAGAAGCACGUUAAGAGACCACAAGGGCUUUUCAGGAAUCGAUUUGAAGUGCGAAAUGCUGUAAAACUUCUCCAAGCCGCUGACAGCUUUAAAGACCAGACCUUCUUUCUCAGCCAGGUCUCCCAGGAUGCCCUGAGAAGAACCAUCUUCCCUCUGGGGGGGCUGACAAAAAGUUUUGUCAAGAAAAUAGCAGCUGAAAAUAGACUGCAUCAUGUGCUUCAGAAGAAGGAGAGCAUGGGCAUCUGUUUUGUCGGCAAGAGGAAUUUCGAGCACUUCAUCCUUCAGUAUUUGCAGCCGCGGCCUGGGAAGUUUGUUUCUGUGGAAGACAAUAAAGUUCUGGGAACACACAAAGGUUGGUUCCUGUAUACAUUGGGCCAGAGAGCAAAGAUCAGCGGCAUGCGAGAGCCCUGGUUUGUGGUGGAGAAGGACAGUGCCAAGGGUGACGUGCUUGUGGCCCCCAGGACGGACCACCCUGCCCUGUACAGGGACCUGCUUCGCACGGGCCGCGUGCACUGGAUUGCAGAGGAGCCUCCCGCCGCCCUGAUCCGGGACAAGAUGAUGGAGUGCCACUUCCGAUUCCGCCACCAGAUGGCACUAGUGCCCUGUGUACUGACCCUCAAUCAGGAUGGCACCGUGUGGGUGACAGCUGUGACGGCCGUGCGGGCCCUGGCACCGGGGCAGUUCGCGGUGUUCUACAAAGGGGACGAGUGUCUGGGAAGCGGGAAGAUCCUCCGGCUGGGGCCGUCCGCCUACACGCUGCACAAGGGCAGGAGCAGAGCCAGCACAGUCCCCGACGGCCCGCAUCGCGCACCCUGACCGAGGCCGAACCCCUCAGGGAGGCAGAGGCCGGAGCCCAGGGCCGGCAGCCGGCGGGGAGGCCGGUGGGCGAUGGGCGAGUCGGGUGCUGCCUGCUCCACGGGGCCCGGCUGGCCCUGCGCAGGUGAUGCCGAAGGACCGGGCUGGCCAGCCAGC
Molecule: messenger RNA, 1479 nt
Organism: Dipodomys ordii (Ord's kangaroo rat)
Lineage: Eukaryota; Metazoa; Chordata; Mammalia; Rodentia; Heteromyidae
Gene: Trmu
Product: tRNA 5-methylaminomethyl-2-thiouridylate methyltransferase
Exons: 11
Coding region: 193-1323 (376 amino acids)
Biological process (GO): tRNA wobble position uridine thiolation
Cellular component (GO): mitochondrion
Molecular function (GO): sulfurtransferase activity
Source: RefSeq, a predicted model, not a curated record